Sphenostylis stenocarpa is the source of this 762-nucleotide messenger RNA. NCBI's taxonomy places the organism in Eukaryota, Viridiplantae, Streptophyta, Magnoliopsida, Fabales, Fabaceae. The record is from the annotation of a GenBank genome assembly.
AUGGCUUCCUUGGUAAACGACAAAGCCAGUGCCAUUAGAAGGUUCCAAAGAAAACUAAACCUCGAAAACAUCUUUCACUUGUUCAACGUUGGUGCCGCGAUUUUGCUCUUCUCACACUCCUUUUCCUUCCCCAUCACCCUCCAAACACUCUCCCAUCUCUACCACACAUUGAUUCCAUUCUGCCACAAUUCUUUCUACGCUUUUCUUCUGCUAAACGCCAUUAUCCUCUUCCUCUUCGCACUCUCCAAUAACAAAAACAACGACAACAACAACAUUGGUGGUGCCAGCACCGACGUCUACAACGAAAUCCUCAACGACAACGUGUCUCACCUCAUCGUAACCGUUUCGCAGGAACAACCUCGUACCGUAGAGAAAGAAGUCGCCGCUACUGUCUCGCCGGCUUUCGAGGAAACCGUCCCAGCGGUUACCGAGACGACGACGGCGUGCAGUUGCACGACGGUGAUGAAGGAGAUGGAGGGAGAGGCGGUUUGGGUGUCGGAGAAGAAGUGCUACCGGAGAGUUCAGUCGGAGAGUUACGAGCGGCGGAUGGUGGUGGCGGCGGCGCGGGGUGAGUUGAAGCGAUGGAAGACAGUGGGAUUGAGGAGGCCGUUUGAGAGUCAAUUGCGGUGCGUGGAAGAGUUGAGUGAAGAGGAAUUCAAUCGUGCGGUUGAGGAAUUUAUCGCUAUGCAUAAGAGAAUGCAGUGGGAAGAACAACUAGGCUCCAACAAAACACAGGAUUUGGCCUGCACUCCAUCAAAUUAA